AUGUUACUGUAUCGCAACUGUGCUAUUUUACCAACAGCAAUUGAUUCGAAAAUAGCUAAAAAAUUGACUUGUGUGACUUGUUCUCAAUUCACGAAUUCGUGCCUAUGUCAGCAUGGUGGCAGCGGUAGUAUAGACUUAAAUAAUCAUUUAGUCAUAUUUGAUUCAUGCGAUAACUUUUCAAGCGAAAAAAAUUCAUUUAAUUAUGGAUCGAUUUCAUUGCCAUCAUCGACUUUCUCGUCAUCAUUAAAAGAACCUCAAUAUUUCUUUCUUGUUCGACAUGGUAUCUAUCUGACAACAUGUUCCGAAGACGAUGGACUAAUUGAGCUGGGUCGCCAACAGUCAUUUUAUUGUGCUGAUUUAAUCAAUAGUUUAGCUAAAACUAUUGAAACGAAGAAUGGUGAUCAAAAUCAACGUCUAUCAUUCACAUAUGUAGAACACUCAGGAUAUAAACGAAGCUAUGAGACUGGCUUAAUUACCGGACGCCGUCUAAAUGAAUUACAACGGUUAACUGAAUCAUUUGAAAAUUGUUAUAGUCGUGUUGCAUGCUGGAGUGAGGUACGUUCAAUUAGUCGAAUCAAACGACGAUGGUACAAAAUAAAACGUUUAUUUUUUUCAUCAACAAAUAGCGAUAAACCGCCGAAACAUCAUAUCGUUUUUUCCCAUGGAAAUCUGAUUAGUGGUAUUGUCACUUAUCUAAUGUCUGGUGGACGAUGGGAUAGGUUAAGAUUUGGUAAUUUAGCUCCCCACUGUAGUGUGACUAUUCUAUCUUAUACAAAUGGUGAUUUGCUACCAAUAAUUGUCCUGGCACCAUUUCAAGUGUCAACCAUUAUUCCAAUUACAAUUAAUAAUGUGAAUCCGCGAAAAAUGUGUUUACAAGAAUUGCCUAUUAACGAUGAUAUCAAUGAUCAAGUAUGGAGUACAAUAAUCAAUACAAUUAUUCCAAAACGUGUUGUCGGUUUGAAUAUGAUUCAUGUUGAUUUGAUAUCAAAAUUUAUUCCAGGAACAGAAGAAGAAGAGGAAAAAAUGAAAGUGAUUAUCAAACAAUUUCAUACGCAAAUAGUAACACAAACAAAUAAUAGAUCCUCAGGAAAAAGAGCUUUGGCAUCGAAUUUUGAAGAGGAAAAAGGCGAAGAAGACAGAAGCGAAAGUGGCUAUAAUAACAGUAAGAAAACAAUUCAACAUUAUUAA
Didymodactylos carnosus is the source of this 1188-nucleotide messenger RNA. The record is from the annotation of a GenBank genome assembly. NCBI's taxonomy places the organism in Eukaryota, Metazoa, Rotifera, Eurotatoria, Philodinida, Philodinidae.